Molecule: messenger RNA, 1669 nt
Organism: Hypomesus transpacificus
Lineage: Eukaryota; Metazoa; Chordata; Actinopteri; Osmeriformes; Osmeridae
Product: claudin-3-like
Exons: 1
Coding region: 134-781 (215 amino acids)
Biological process (GO): cell adhesion; bicellular tight junction assembly
Cellular component (GO): plasma membrane; bicellular tight junction
Molecular function (GO): structural molecule activity
Source: RefSeq, a predicted model, not a curated record
UCAGGUGCAAGUGUUAGGUUUAUUAGGUUCAUUGGUGUUGUGUCUUUGUUUCUUUGUUUCCCAGAGAACCUCGUUCAGAUCUUCUAUCUGGUGUGAAAUACACAGUAGGAGUUCAAGAGACACAAUUAGCAUUAUGUCCGCAGGGUUGGAAUUGGUGGGAAUUGCUUUGUGCAUCUUGGGAUGGAUCAUUGCCAUUUUAGCCUGUGCCCUGCCCAUGUGGAGGGUGACAGCCUUCAUCGGAAGCAACAUUGUGACAGCCCAGAUCAUCUGGGAGGGCCUGUGGAUGACCUGUGUAGUGCAGAGCACUGGGCAGAUGCAGUGUAAGGUGUACGACUCCAUGUUGGCCCUCUCCCAGGACCUCCAAGCGGCCCGUGCUCUUACUGUGAUCUCCAUCCUGCUGGCCAUAUUGGCUGUGCUCAUAGCCAUAGCGGGGGCCAAGUGUACCAACUGCAUUGAGGACGAGGCAUCCAAGGCCAAGGUAAUGAUCAUCUCUGGGGUCUUCUUCAUUGUGUCGGGGGUCAUGCAGCUCAUACCCGUGUCCUGGUCGGCCAACACCAUCAUCAGGGACUUCUACAACCCCCUGCUGACUGACGCACAGAGGAGAGAGCUGGGGGCAGCCUUGUACAUUGGCUGGGCGGCUGCUGCUCUCAUGAUCUUAGGCGGAGGGCUACUCUGCUGUUCCUGUCCACCCAAUGAAAAGAGGUACAACCCAUCAAGGAUGGCGUACUCUGCCCCGCGCUCCGCAGGUGGGCCCGGGUUUGAGAGGAAAGACUAUGUGUGAAAAAAUUUAGAAAAAACUAUUUUGACAAUCCGAACUGUUGUGUGCACCUUUCACAUAGUUGUGUGCCUCAGAAAGGGCUGAGCGAAACUGCCCAUGGAGACUCCAUCAUGAAGGAUGUAUUUGGUGAUGACUUUUAUGGAUGUUUUGUUGGAUUUGAUUUGGACUUUGCAUAUUUGUGUCUGUGAUAAUAUCUCUGCUAUCAGAGUAAUUUCAGACACUGGGACGGAUUGAGAAAGAUGAGGAAAAGAUCCUUCCAUUUGUCUUUAGUGAGGAUGUAUGAAACAUAAAAGAUCAAUGUUUUUUAAACAAUCCAUACAAUUCAGCUUGGGAGGAUUUCAGUUCCACUGAUUCAUGUAAAUUCAUGGUACAAAAUGAUAGAAAUAAUUGUCUGGCCAAUAGUCAUGUUAGUUUGGAUAUUGUAUCAGGUCAUUCCUCUAGCUUCAAUAUGACCACAUUGUAAUAUGCAUAACACACUCUUUAAAUCAGUCAAUCAUUUUAAUCAAUCAAUUCAGAAACUACAGAUAAAGUUGGCUUUUUGGCCCUUUAUAUAGAUCUGUAUUUCUUUCAAUUACAUUUCCAUGUGUGAACUGUUGUUUUUUAUGUUUUUUUUCCACAAAAUUUAAGAUUUGAUAUUGAUCCUAUAUCAUCAGUGUUAUGAGUGAGAUUGUGUGACACACAUUUUGUACAUUUGUUGAUUUACUGUUCUAGUGCACUAUCAGUUUGACAAAGAUCACGAGUACUAUUUAACACAGUGUCAACAGUACACAGGGUACCGUAGAGGCCAGGGACACACAUGAUGCAUAUCUCAGUGUCUGUGUGAUAGGGUUAGAUAGGUGCACCAUGUGUCUAGCCACAACAGUGCUUCUGUGCUGGUUCUGCAGUGCUAAA